Lachancea lanzarotensis is the source of this 915-nucleotide messenger RNA. It is a transcript of the gene TRM7, whose product is annotated as LALA0S06e04522g1_1. Bases 1 to 915 code for a protein of 304 amino acids. Gene Ontology annotation, cellular component: cytoplasm. Gene Ontology annotation, molecular function: tRNA methyltransferase activity. NCBI's taxonomy places the organism in Eukaryota, Fungi, Ascomycota, Saccharomycetes, Saccharomycetales, Saccharomycetaceae. The record is from RefSeq and is a predicted model, not a curated record. The transcript has a single exon. Gene Ontology annotation, biological process: cytoplasmic translation; tRNA methylation.
AUGGGUAAAAGUAGUAAGGAUAAAAGAGAUCUGUAUUAUAGGAAAGCCAAGGAGCAGGGAUACAGAGCACGGUCGGCGUUUAAACUGUUGCAAUUGGACGAACAAUUUCGAUUUUUAGAUAACGUCACUCGAGUGGUGGACCUAUGUGCAGCGCCAGGUUCUUGGUCCCAGGUACUCUCAAGACGUCUUUUUGAAGAAGAUCCUGAAAAUUGCGACCAAAAACGGAUAGUGGCUGUGGAUUUACAACCUAUGUUCCCCAUUGACCAUGUUACGACAAUUCAAGCAGACAUCACUCAUCCCAAAACAUUAAGUAAGAUUAUGGACCUUUUUGAGGGCGAAAAGGCGGAUUUUGUGUGCAGUGAUGGCGCGCCCGAUGUCACAGGACUCCACGAUCUGGAUGAAUAUGUUCAGCAGCAAUUGAUUCUCAGCGCGUUGCAAUUAACAACUUGUCUUCUACGUGAAGGAGGUGUAUUCGUGGCCAAAAUCUUCAGAGGAAGAGAUAUCGAUAUGCUGUACUCGCAACUGGGUUACCUUUUUGAACGGGUUGUGUGUGCAAAACCCAGAUCGUCGAGAGGAACUUCACUGGAAAGCUUCGUUGUCUGUCUUGGGUACAAGCCUCCUACGAACUGGGAGCCCCGGCUUGAUGUGAACAUGUCCGUCGAAGACUUCUUCCGAGGCUGUGACAUCGGUAGACUAACCAUAAAGGACGAGCUCCCAGCAUAUCACGAAGAACCUAGAAGCGUCGCAGAAUUCAUUUCAUGCGGUGGGCUUGGCAGUUUCGAUUCUGAUGCCACGUAUCACGACGUCCCUUUGAACUCUAUUGCAUUAGACCCUGUACAGCCUCCAACCAACCCACCAUACAAACGCGCCCUGGAGCUGAAGCGGAAAGGCAAACUCACAAGAGCCGCACAAUGA